This is a messenger RNA of Cryptotermes secundus, 2122 nucleotides long. Its product is annotated as platelet glycoprotein V. The transcript is spliced from 3 exons. Lineage: Eukaryota; Metazoa; Arthropoda; Insecta; Blattodea; Kalotermitidae. Gene Ontology annotation, molecular function: protein binding. The record is from RefSeq and is a predicted model, not a curated record. Gene Ontology annotation, cellular component: extracellular matrix. The coding region runs from base 260 to 1741 and encodes 493 amino acids.
CCGAUGUGGCAACGUCGAAAGGACUCUGCUAAUUUGAGGACUUCCUCAGUAAUUUAGGUGGAAAAGUGAAACAGUUAAAUGUAGUCAGUGGGUGCUAAUCUUCAAGCUGCAGUGGUGUUUGUUCUGCAUAACUUCUUCUAGUUCGGCGACACAUGGAAACCGCUGAGUUCCGGUACUGCAACUGUAGAAGGAAGUUGUAUCAAGAGGAAAAAAUCGGCACCAAGAACUCCCGGUUGAUUGGAAGAGUGUCUUUCUCUGAAUGAACUUUCGCAAUCACUUAUCUGGGAAUUACGACAGCUUCAAGAUUCUGUUGGGCAUCAGCUUUCUCUUGACAGUCUGCAGCAAUGUGUACCUGUGCCCUACGAAUUGUAGUUGCUAUGGGACUUCAAGUAUCGGUGUCACUUGCAACUGCUCUUGGGCAACAUUGCAAAGAAUCCCACAGGAAGGUGUUGACUUCAACACUACUAAGCUCAUAGCUUCACACAACAAGCUGACUAGCCUGAAGAACAUCAGCUUUAGUGCCUUCCAUCCGCAGCCUCUGGCGGUUAUCACUUUAGACUACAAUGCCAUUUCUGAAGUAGAUUCAAACACGUUUAACAGUCUAGUUUUUUUAAAAAAACUUUGUAUGUCACAUAAUAUGAUAGUCGGUCUUCAUCCGGCCACUUUUGCAGACGCGAUACUGCUGGAGCAAAUAGAAAUAAGUGAUAAUAAUUUAAUAUAUGUGCAUCCGGAACUGUUGAUCAAAAACCUAUACCUCCAGCUAUUUGAUGCCGGCAAUAACAGAAUCAGAAUUCUCCCAUCAGGUUUAUUCAAAUACAAUAGUAACCUAAUGGGAGUUUAUGUUAAUGGUAAUGAACUUAGAUUCCUCAGUAGCCAACAGUUUCAGCACAACCCCAAACUCAGAAUUGUGCGUUUAGAAAACAAUAAAAUCAUGUAUCUUCAAAUAGAUAUGUUCACAUAUAGUAGAUAUCCUUUGUAUGUAAACCUGAAUAAUAAUGAAAUACAUCAGAUUCGAGACAACGUAUUUCAAAACGAAUGCGACGUAAAAAUCGUGGAUAUAAACAAAAAUAAUAUAGAGAAUUUCUCUGUAUGCCAGUUACUUUGCUUGAAGGGAGUGCUGAGUAUUGAUAUUUCUGGUAACCCACUGGUUUGUGGCAGUCACGAGGAGCAAGCAGUGAAAUUGUGUCAUAAUUACAGUGUCCAUAAUGAAGGUGACUGCAACUUAGGAACUCCACUCAAUUCAGAUACGGUAUUUACAGGGAGGACAUUAUACAUGAAAACAAUGUAUGAAAACAGUAGUAGCUUCCCACAUUCAUUUACUACAGUAACAAGUAACUACAGCGCUACUUCAGUAGAUUUUCCGACUGCUGAAGAUACGGCAGCUCUUUCUCAAGAAAUAAAACAAAAUGUUUUAACUAACAACAUUUCUGUUGUCUCAGGCAAUGAAAAUGUGACCAUGGUAUUUGGAUCUACAUCGCGGCUGGAAUACACUGAGCAAAAUCGAACUACUACAGAGGUCACUGUUGUCGAGUAUAACUCUCCUAUCGUAUUACGAGAAUCAACUGUGCGCGGAAUUCUUUUCAUUGCGCUGGAGUGCCUAUUAGCUAUUGUCAUCUUUUUACGAAAGUUACUGUGCCAGAGAGAUGUAAAUGAUUCUGCUGUAGUUGAUACAAUCGAACUUCUGUCUGAAUCUGGACCCAACCCUGAAGUCAACAGUGAAACAGAAAGUAGUGCUGUCUGAAAUAAACUGUGGGAAGAUGAUGGUGAAAUCUGGAAGCAGUAAUAAUAUUGAAAAUACUGAAAUUUUAAGGCGAUAAUGAUGCAGAAAUUGACGAAGUACAUGGGAAUAAAUGAGACAGAAGAUGGUGAAGUCUGAAGCCAGCAAUGGUAAGGAAGUUAGCAAUACUCGGUCAGUAAUGGAAUAGAAGAUGGUCAAGUCUGAAGGAAUAAAUGAGACAGAAGAUGGUGAAGUCUGAAGCCAGCAAUGGUAAGGAAGUUAGCAAUACUCGGUCAGUAAUGGAAUAGAAGAUGGUCAAGUCUGAAGGAAUAAAUGAGACAGAAGAUGGUGAAGUCUGAAGCCAGCAAUGGUAAGGAAGUUAGCAAUACUCGGUCAGUAAUGGAA